GCGUUUUAUGUUAUGUACAUUUCUCCGUUAAUAUUUACUUCGACAAGCUGAACAAGUUUUUUUGUGGAAAAAAGUGGAAAAGAAUUACUGGCUGCACGGCGGAGCUGGUGAAGUGGGAGAGGAGGGUCCUCCACACCGGGACGAACAGCGCCGUGUACGGACCUGAACCACUGAUGCUUCAACCUAACACUCCCCUCUGCAUUACACCUGCCAGCACAGCUAUACAACAGCAUGCCUGUAUGUUGGCCAGCAGAACAAGAAGCACGAUGGAAGUGAAGGAGCGACGUCCAUACUGCUCACUCACCAAGAGCCGCAAGGACAAGGAGGGAGCGUAUACUGGUUCAUCCGGGGACAGUGAAGACUGUGCCAUUGGCUCCCAGGGGCUCCGGGUCCCCACCCAGAAGUCCUACUCCUCCAGUGAGACCCUCAAGGCCUUCGACCAGCACCAGGACCAGACCAGGUUACUGUACGGGACGACCAAGGGAUACAAGGACAUGGUUCACCGUGAACAGGAUGACUAUCAGAGACAAGGUCAGCACUUCAGCCUCCGUCAGCUGGGGAUCUGCGAGCCCCCGUCGCGCCGCGGCCUGGCCUUCUGCUCCGAGAUGGGCCUCCCCCACCGCGGCUUCUCCGUUGGUACGGUCCAGGACCUGGACACCGACAGCCAGGCUGUGAUGUCCCCGGAGCGCGCCAUGCGUCUGUGGGGCCGCGGGGGUCUGGGGAAGUCAUCCGGGAGGAGUUCCUGUCUGUCCAGCCGCUCCAACUCCGUGCUGACUCUGACCGACACGGAGCACGAGAACAAGUCCGACAGCGACACCGGGGGAGACGCUGCCCUGGCGGAGCCCUCUGAGAGCUGA
Messenger RNA from Trematomus bernacchii (emerald rockcod), 857 nucleotides. RefSeq names its product teneurin-3. Gene Ontology annotation, biological process: signal transduction. Bases 174 to 857 code for a protein of 227 amino acids. The transcript has 7 exons. NCBI's taxonomy places the organism in Eukaryota, Metazoa, Chordata, Actinopteri, Perciformes, Nototheniidae. Gene Ontology annotation, cellular component: membrane. The record is from RefSeq and is a predicted model, not a curated record.